AUGAUCGUAAUCUCUACUAUCAAUUUCUGUCCAUGUCGUUGCAGCCACCAGUUUCUGUCUGAGGUGGCAUGGAACAAGGUGGAGGUGUCAGACGGAGGGGCCAUCCAGCUGGACCAAUCAGGGAGGAGAUGGACAACGCACAUUAAAGAUUUCAACACGUUUGUUAUCAACUCAGGCCACUGGUGGUCCAAGAGACAACUGUCCCGCUACAACAUCACUCUUGCAUCGCCGUACGAAUCCCUUCACUUUCUUGAAGCGUAUCGUCAUGCCCUCAACAGAACCCUCUCCGAGUUUCUACACCCAGAACUCACUAACAAGCAGGUCUUUGUCACGACCUCUGCCCCUUCUCACGACAUUCAAGGCAUAUGCCCCAAGAAGAAUGUUAUCACGAAGGGCGACAAUAAGCGACUGAACCAGACAGUGCGAGGCAGACGAGGGCAAGUCGGGGUCAGUAACUUCGUCUUCCCUUUCACCCCUUUCAACUCCUUCUCAUCUUCUCACCACACGGCACAGAGCGUGGCGUGGAUCUCCCUCAGGCCGUGCGAGGCGGACGAGGGCAAGACCGGGUCAGGCAAGCUGCGCAAGAACGUGAAGCUGUUCGCGCCGCUGCUGCGCCUGGCGACUCUGGAGGUGGAGGAGCGGGUGCUGGUGCUGGCGGGCAGUCAGGGCGAGUCAGAAAUGAUCCCGCUGGAUGGGUGCGACGUAAGGAGCUUCUCUGAGACCAGCGGGCCGGAGAAACGAUGGGCUCGCAAGUUCCCCAUUCGCAUAAGCCACCCGUCCCGCAUCCUCUUUCAAAACGCCAGGGAGUUUUUCAUCUACUUCCCCAACGGCCGCGUCAAGCAGGCCUGGUGCCGAGCCUUGCGCGCCGCAGCCUUCCCCGAAUCAGAGGACACCCUCUGGCAGGUUCGGGUUUCCCAAGCCUACGCCGUCUACCUCGGGAAGAUCCGAGCCUCGCGCCCGGACCUGUGGGUGAACAUGGAGGCUACGGAAUUGGAGGGCGUGGGGGAGGAUGCGCGGGGGGAGGGGGAGGGCGGGGGGAAGACUGGGCGGUGGGGGGAGGGGAGGAUGGGGCAGAGGAAGUGGUUGAGAAAAAUACGGACGAAGCAGGGCGGGGGAAUGGGGCCCAGGAGCGGCAGUGGAGGCUCGGACGGGUCGCUGCUCCGGCCUCCGAACCUGAAGGCUUUGUUCAGGAAGGAGCAGUCGUUUUUGCAGCAGCCGGUGCAUGGUCAGAGAGCGAUGCUGCUCCUGUCUGCUCCUCCGGUGGCUUCUUCCGGUCCCAUGCCAGCAGCAUUGCAGUCAGAGCAGCAUCAGCAGCAGCAGCAUCAGCAACAACAGCAGCAACAGCAACAGCAGCAGCAGCAGCAGCAGCAGCAGCAGCAGCAGCAGCAGCAGCAGCAGCAGCAGCAGCAGCAGCAGCAGCAGCACCAUCACCACAAUCAGCAGCACCAGCAGCAUCGGGACCUCCCCCCUCUGCCAGCUAUCCCCUCUGGCCGCUCACUACCGUAUUCCCAAUCCAUUGAGUCAGAUGCUGCCAAUACCACUGCCGCUGGUUCUGGCACCAGUUGGGUUGGUGGGGCGGGUAGCUUUGGAGGCAGUAGCAGCAUUGGUAGUAGCUGUGGCGAUGCUGCUGCUGCUGGUGGCACCGGUGCUGCUGGUGCUGCGGCUGCUGCUAGUGGUGCAGGAGGGGGAUGGGAGGAUGGUCCAGCAGGGGAGGAGAGUUCUCUCUGGGCCUUUAAGCGCAGCCACACUGACACUUCCGUGCGUCGGCCGAGAGUCUUCAACAGUGAAGGGAACACCACUGAACCCACCUCCACCGCUGCAUCCUCUGAAAUCAACUCGUGUGGGAUAAUUUACUCUGGGGCCGGAUCAUCGGUGAACAACCCAUCGGGAACUAACUUGUCCGGAUUUAACCUGCCCGGAUUUAACCUGUCUGGAGUCAACUUGCCCGGAUUCAACCUGCCUGGAGUCAAUUUGACUGGGGUCAACUUGAGUGGAGUCAACUUGACGGGAGUCAACUCGUCUGGAGUGAGGAAGAGGGGGCAUGGGGAGCGAUCACAGCUGGAAGGAGUGGCAGAUGGGUCUGUCGCUGUCCCACCAUUUGACAGUCCGUUCCCCUCUUCACCGUCAGAUUCUUCAACAGCAGCAGGAGCCGCAGGAGCAGCAGCAACAGCAGUGGCAGCAGAAAGAGAGGAGGGUCCAGAGGAGAGUGGGCCGGUGGCGUUCAGUGGGCCUGUGACUCAGGCAGAGGCUGCAGCAGCCGUUGCUGCCAUUGAAAUGACCCACAGGGCAACCAUGCACCAUGGCGCGUAUGGGCAGGUGGACGGGCAGGUGGGCGGGUUUAGUGGCAUUGGCAUUGCGUCAGGUCCUAAUGGUAUACCAUACCCUAGUGACCUCAGUGUUAUACUUUCUGGCGUGCCCACUUGCCCUCCCGCUGCUCCUCUUGGCAGCACUGUUGCUUCAGAUGACGCUGUUGCCACUGAUGCUACCUCUGCUGCUGCCGCUGCAGCUGCAGGUGCGGCUGCUGGUGCAGGUGGUACUGGUGGUGCAAGUGGUGCUGGUAAUCCUGGUGAGAGUGGUGGUGGUGGUGGUGGUGGUGGUGGGGGUGUGGGUGGAGGCAGCAGUGGGGAGCCAGAGGGGGCGGUGCAGUGGGCGAAUGCGCUGCUGUGCCGGCUCUACUUUGACCUUUCUCAGGAGGACGCGCUCAGCAAGAAGCUCCAGGCCAAGUUCUCGGAGAAGCUGUCGCUAGUCAUCACACCAUCCAUCAUGGGUCCCAUCUCCUGCACCAAGCUGUCGCUCGGCCCCAUCCCUCCUCUCAUCCGCUCCAUGCGCACAGUCAACCUCGCCAUGCCAGGGGGCGAUCUUGCCCUAGACGUGGAUUUGGAGUUUAAGGGAGCAGCCACCAUGACAAUAGAGACCAGCAUUGACAUGCGAGAAACGCAGUUCCUCAAAAUGUGGGAGGAACGGGACCUUUCCCGGGCAGAAAAAGAGUCUGAGAGGAGGGCGGAGUAUUCUGGGCAGGUGGAAAACACUCCGUUGGCUGCAGGCUCGGAACCGGCUUCUUCUGACGGGUCGGCGGGAGGUUCGGCAGGUGCAGGAGGAGGCUCGGAUGGAGCAGGUUCGGUCGGACCUGGAGCCGGACCUGAGCGGCUGGGCCGGCGAGGGUCGGGCUUGGGGGAGGCUCUGAUGAGUGACGAGACUGCUGCUGCUCUGGUGGGGGAUAUGGAGGUGGCUGAAGAUGUGACUAUAGAGGGCGCUGCUACAGCCCCAGCUACCCCUGCCAAGAGCACCACGCCAACCAAGGCAGGCAGGAAGAGGAAUAUCAUUCGAGGAGUGCGGGGCAUGGUCAGCAACAUGGCCAACAGCCUCUCCCAGGUCCCCCUCACUCUCUCCUUCAAUAUCACAUCUGUUAAAGGAACACUGCGCAUCCGGGUACCCGCCCCUCCUUCCGACUGUCUCUGGAUGUCGUUCGUUGAGAUGCCCGAGAUCGAGAUGCAAUCCAUGCCGUCCAUUGGCGAUCUCAAGCUCAAGCGCUACCCCAUGGCCAUGCUCCUGAUCGAAAAGCUCAAGGCACUGAUCAAGCGCUCUCUGGUGCAGCCCAGCUGUGUGGAUGCCAAGCUCCGCUUCAUGCUCUCAGACCCGCACGACUGGUUACCGCGUCAACCCUGCAUGUUACCCUGGCGCCCCCCUGUCGACGCUGCUGUCAACCCCCCUCCCUCCACCCUCCCCACUUCCUCCUCGUUCUUCACUCCCUCGUCGUCCCAAACCUCUCUCUCCGGGCUGGCCCAGGCCUCCGCCGGCUCGGACAGCCGAGGCUCGGAUGCCCGAGGCUAUACGGUGAAAGGCUCGGGAGGAGGUUUGGACAGGGAAGGGAGGGAUGGGGAAGGCUCGGGUGCAGGUAUUGGCGAUUCUGGUGGGAUUAGCACUACCAGUGGCGGUGGUGGUGUAGCUGGUGCUGCCGGUGGUGGUGCUGCUGGUGGGUCGGCUGGGAGUGCGAAGAUAGGUCGGGAUGGCACGAGAGGGUCUGUGAGGGGGCUGGUGGGCGGGAUAAUGACGAGAAGGCAAGGGGUAGUCACAAGCAGCCCUGCACUCGAUCUAGUCGCAAGGCGGACUGGCAGCAACCAGAGUCUUAGCUCUGGCGCCGUUGCUACUGCUGCUGCUGUUGGGCCACCUAAAUCGCCUAUCAGGGGUGCCGCUGGUGGUGCUGCUGGGUUGGGAGGCGAGUUUGGUAAAGCCAGAGAAGGCUACACUGCUGCCACUACCACUGCCUCUGCAGCCUUCCUGUCCUCUUCAGGCGAGUUCGGUAAAGCCAGUGCAGCCAGUGAAGGUUCGGAGGCAGGCUCGGCAGAGGUACCUGUUCAUCAACCUGCCUCGUCACCACCGGUGCUCCGUCUCCCAUCAUCCAGCUCUUCACCCAACAUUGCUGAGGCACAGCCACAGCUCCAACCAGCACCUGUCUCGUCCUCGUUAUUGUCCGAUCCGCUAUUUUUCGACAAGCAGCAGGGAAGCAACGAAAGCGCAGGUUCCCGCGCGGCUGCCAUUGCUGGUAUGAGUGGCGGUGGUGGCAGCACAGGUGGUGGGGGUGGUGUGGUGGGGCUGGGUGGGGGCUUGGGGGUGGGCUUGGGGGUGGGGCGAAUGAGAGCGAGCAUGGCUGGAGAGCUCUUUGAAGGGCUGAGACUAUCCAAAGCAUCAAGGAUGGCUGCACGGGAGAGAAGGAGGGCUGGAAGGGACCGCGGAGGAGGAGGACGGGGAGGAGGGGUUGGUGGUAGUGGGGAUGUGGAUGGGGAGGUAGGUUCAGCGGACGAGGGUUCGUCGCAGCAGCAGCCAGUACGAGGGUUUGAGGCGUUUAAGCAGAGUCUGGGGGUGCGUGGGAGCGAAUGGUUGGAUAGGGGGAGGGAGAAGGAUAAGGAUCGGGAGAGGUGGGCCAUGGCAGCGAUUGCGAGGGUGGCUGCAAUGAGGAAGAAAGCAAGGGGGAGCGCGAGGGGGAGCUGGGAUGGGUCGGAGUUUGGGGGUAUGGGGGAUGGGGAAGAUGCAGGGCUGGAUGGUUUGGACGGUUUGGAUGGGUUGGAUGCAGUGGACGGGCUUGAUCGUGAUGCCUCUGCUGCUGCUGCUGGUGGUUCUGGGGUACCAGGGUCGAUGAGGGAAGAUGCUAGCUUUGGGCUGUUCUCUGGGAGAUCUGCUCUGAUGAUGGUGGGAGGGGGAUUGGGAGGAGGAGCGGGAGGAGGGGUGGGGGGAUUCAGGGGUGUUGCUGGGGGGGCGGCGGGUGGAGGACUGGUUGGGGGACUGAGGAGAAUGGGAAGGAGCAAGAGUGGGAAGGGCAGGGAAGAGGAGGGCACAGGAACAAGCCAGGGAGUGGGUUCGAGGGAGGAACAGGAGGGGGUGGGGACGGAGGGGGAGGAAGGGGAGGAAGUGUCGGAAGGCUGGGCUGAUGCGAGAAGCUUCACGGUGCCGAUAGUGAGAGCGAAGAGCUGGGAAGUGGGGAAUCCGGAGGUGAUGCGGACCCAGCUGUCAUCUCGCAGUGUUCGAGGCGAGGCAGGGUUGGCAGUGUUGGAUGGGGAUGGUGUGGGAUCGACGGCUAGAAAUGAUUCGGAACGAACGGUUUCUUCUGGUACAAUCAUAACAGCUGAGCACACAGCAUCACCAGGUGUUACAGCCAGCACUGCAGGAAAUGCUACUUCUGGGGGUGUCAUCUCAGUAGUAGCGACCAGUGGGGUUAGACGAGGGAGUGGGGGAGCAGCAGAUGCGGCGGCGGCAGCUUUAGUGGUUCGGCAGCAAGAAGGCCCCGGGUCUGGUGGCGAGGGUGGGGAGAGUGGGGAGGAGAGAGAGGGCAAGUGGGGGGAUAGGAUGGCUAGGGCAAAGGAGUUUGUGGGGAGGAUAGGGAAUAGGGAGGCGAGGGAGAGGCUUGAGGAUAAGGCUAAGAAGGUGUUGGGAUUCUUGCACCGAGGGGAGAAAGCGGAACAGUGA
This is a messenger RNA of Closterium sp. Naga37s-1, 5961 nucleotides long. The record is from the annotation of a GenBank genome assembly. Lineage: Eukaryota; Viridiplantae; Streptophyta; Zygnematophyceae; Desmidiales; Closteriaceae.